Dermacentor andersoni is the source of this 3299-nucleotide messenger RNA. RefSeq lists its product as uncharacterized. The record is from RefSeq and is a predicted model, not a curated record. Gene Ontology annotation, biological process: proteolysis. Lineage: Eukaryota; Metazoa; Arthropoda; Arachnida; Ixodida; Ixodidae. Gene Ontology annotation, molecular function: serine-type endopeptidase activity.
UCGCCGGCGGAGGAAAUCGCGCUCCGAGCAAAGCGCACACGUACGCACACGCACCCGCGCGCGCACACACACACACAUACACCGACGCACACACAAGGCGAGAGAGCGCCACGGCGAGGGAUAUCCUUCGGCGACCUUGGCAAGAAGGCACCCCCACCGAGCGCCCGUGGUGCUCGCCGACUUGACCGGUCGGUCGCACGCGCCCGUUGGGAGUACAGGUCGCACAAGCCGCCACCACCGGGACAUCGCCGAAGAAGAUGCCGCGAAGUUUGGAGGAGGACCGCUCGGUCGGCGUCGUCGCGCCCGCAACGAGGUGACGGCCGCCGUCGGAGAGACGAGAGGUCGCCCGCCGCAGAGUUGGGAACUAGCGUGGAAGACGGAAAGCGCUUGUGAUGACCCGCGCGGCUCGCCUGGUCGCCUUCGCGCUGUGGGGACUCGUUGCGUGUGGACCGUGUGUCGCGGGAUACGUGUGGAACCGAUCGGACAACGAGCCGAUUUACACGCAAGAGCGAGAUGGCCGAACACAAGUUGACCCAGAGUAUCUGGAGCACCGAGUCGACAUUGUUCCCAGCUGGCCCAGGCCCUCGGAAGAUCAGACCUCAACGUCCCUGGACUUACCGGAUCCGUCAAACUACGCUCGCCCCCCGAGCCGCCCUGCCGACACCCAUCGCCACCGGCACACUCCGGUCAGCGACAGCAACGCCAUUUCCAGGUUCAUCGACAAGCUGCAGCGGUCUCUCGAGCGUUCGACGCAGUUCGGAAGCCGUGCCGACUACCACGCCUGCCUGACGCCCAGUGGAAGCAAGGGUGGCUGCACUCCCGUUAGACUGUGCGUGUUGCCCGUGUUCCUAGACAGUCUGGACAUGUUCCUCAAGUACACGUGCGCUAUAGACAAUGACCACAUCGGCGUGUGCUGCCCGGCGGAGUUUGUGGCGAACACGAACAUACCUCGGCGACCGGAUGGCACCUUCGUCAUUUCCACCGUCCUGAGCCCCAGCCCUUCGCGACCGACUAGAAGAACGACGGCGCACGUCGGCUCGACGGGUGGCUCGCGGCCUGUGCAUCCUGUGUUGCACGAGAAACCGCGUUAUCCGGACACUUCGGACCGCGGCGGUACCGACCAUCUGCAUCAAACAAUUUUCUUGCGGCGAAAGAGGCACGUGGCAUCAACACCUAACAACGGUGGCAGGCCGAGCAGCAAUCCCGGUGCCAAGCCGAGCGACUAUCCCAGUUCCAAGCCGAGCGACUACCCCGACAGGAAACCAAGUGGCUACCCCGUCAGCAGGCCGAGUGACUACCCCGGCAACAAGCCGAACAGCCGUCCCAGUAACAAACCGCAGGACGGCACCAACACCAACCGGGCCACAACGAGGCGUCCUGCCGUAAGGCCCGGCACGGACCCUCGUUCGCCCAUGAAGAGGAACGCGACAAAGCCGGAGCCACCAGAGCUGCAGCAAAUGCGACCGUCAUGCGGAAUUCCUGUACUUCACAAGAGAAUCAUCGGUGGGAACGAAGCCAAUCCCAACAAAUGGGCGUGGAUGGCCGCCCUACUGAGAAGAGAAACAGGCGAGCUCUACUGCGGUGGAGCCCUCAUCAGCAACAGAUACGUCAUCACGGCUGCCCACUGCACAGAUGGGCUCAAAGCCGCCAACAUAACCGUGAGGCUGGGUGCCCACAACAUGCAGGAACCAUCGGUGAACGUGAAAGAUGUUGAGGUGUCCCGCAUUCGAGCACACCCCAGCUUCCAAAAGGACACGUUCAUGAACGACAUUGCAGUACUACGGCUCAAGCGUACCGUCACGUUCAACGAGUACAUCCGGCCUGUCUGCCUACCUGAGCGUACCGACCAAAACUACUUUGCAAAGACAGGCAUUGUCACCGGCUGGGGAACGCAGACUUUUGGUGGUCCUUACAGCGAUGUUUUGCGUGAAGUGAAGCUCGUAGUCUGGAACAACACCGAAUGCAACGGCCGGUUUGCGCAACCAAUCACUGAGGUGUUUCUCUGCGCUGGACCUAAGCGACGGGAAGGAGAUGCCUGUCAGGGCGACUCUGGCGGCCCGCUGAUGGUGGAAUCAAGGUCAAAGCAGUGGACCCUAGUCGGCAUCGUUUCCUGGGGCAUAAAAUGCGGAGAGCCAGGCGUCCCUGGGAUCUACACUCGCGUAUCACACUUCCUCGACUAUAUUUAUGAACAUGCCGUUAGUCAAUGACCACCAGCCAAUGCCAUAACAAGAACAAACUCACUUCAUUGUCGACAUCCCAAAUUACACAUCUCAUUGGAGCAUGUUCACAUCUUCUCUUGGCAUCAUACACACGAUUGCACUGAUUGGAUUCACAAUGAAGUCAACAUACGCCUGUGCUAGCGCAACAGCGUGGAUGUAUCAAAGGGUGCAGAAACGUAUACUCAGCAUAACACAUGUAUAUUUUAAAUGCUAAGAUGUAGAAGGAAAAAAACCUAAUAAACAUUGGACAGUAGUAGCAGUACUAUAGAUAUCAGAGCAGAUAUCACUUUCCAAUGGCUGUAUAGGAUAUGAAUGGUAGACAUCCAAAGGCAGCAAGAUCAAAGAAUAACAUGCUUGCUCAUUUUCAUCGAAAUUCAACGCUAUUGCUGAUACAAUGAUGCACGUUUACCAAAGUGAUUUCAUUCGAAAAGAACUUAUCACUGCUCCACUUGAACUCUCCAAGUGGAAGUAAAAUCAAGUGCUAUGAGAAAAUUUAUGCAACCUAUAUCAGUAGAUUAAAUACAUGAUUGGUAGGAUCUGAUUGGUCCCAAGUAAACAAAAAGCUGAUUGUAUCUUCACUAUUAAAAGAAAUCGUGAAUUUGUGAACUACUUAGAAAAAUUGUUAAGGAAGCUUUCGCUAAUGAAAAAAAAAGUCACAAACCUGCACGGCACACGCAGCACAGUCGCAGCGUAUGCUGGAGGAGCGACCCCAUAGAAGCUCCAUUUUCAGCACCACGCACUACAGGGUCUUCGCGGCAAAGUUUCACUUACAAAAGCAUUAAAUGGCAGCGUACAAGCAGAAAUCGCAGCUUGUCACACAGGCCUCCACCGCGGAACUGUAAAGUAAGCUUGUAUUACCCAUUUUGUUUCGGCAUUUCAUCGAAAACGUUUGCCAUCGUCACACUUUCUGACUAUGCCAUCAUUUGUUUAGCAGACGGACAACAGUAACUAGGCUUAAGACGUCGGUUAUUGCGAAAUAUUCGGUUAGCUUUGCGUAUUUGAAUAUACCAAAUAGUUCAUUUUAGAUUUUGAAUCGCAUGUUGUACACUUACUAUUCGUAUUAAAAACUUCGAAGUAUUC